Populus euphratica (Euphrates poplar) is the source of this 1368-nucleotide messenger RNA. RefSeq names its product tRNA (guanine-N-7) methyltransferase. Gene Ontology annotation, cellular component: tRNA methyltransferase complex. Gene Ontology annotation, molecular function: tRNA (guanine(46)-N7)-methyltransferase activity. Gene Ontology annotation, biological process: RNA (guanine-N7)-methylation; tRNA methylation. Lineage: Eukaryota; Viridiplantae; Streptophyta; Magnoliopsida; Malpighiales; Salicaceae. The transcript has 9 exons. The record is from RefSeq and is a predicted model, not a curated record. The coding region runs from base 372 to 1277 and encodes 301 amino acids.
UUUUCUACUUGUGGGCUGGGACAUCUUUGCACUGGCUAGGGAUGUCCUUCUUCCUAAUGAAGACUGAAGAGGAUAAUUGGGCAUCAACAUCUAUUUAUCAACAAAUCACUUUAAGAUUUCUUGAUAUGAAAGUGGUCAUGCCAUUUCAUAUAGUUUGGAAUUUUAGUUUAAUCAAGAAUAUAAAAUGUAAUAUUUCAAAUCAUGGAGACAAAAAAAAACAAGAAGAACUAGAGUAAUUUUUCUAAAAUAAUAAUAUAAAAAAGGCGAAGAGAAAUUAAAAUUCACAGGGGCUGAGUUGAUCCGGAUCUUAAAAUACAGGCCCGAGUCCGGCCAUAUAAAAGAUAGUGAGUGUUGUAACUAAAGCAGGCAAGAUGGCGGCUUCACUUGGUUUGCACUGCCACCACUACCAUGUUGCAGCAGCAGCUAAUCCACUACGCAAAGCCGCAAAGCAAGCUCUAUCUUCUCUAAUACUGAAACCUUCAAAGCCUCAUCAUCACCAUAGUUGUUGCUAUAAUAGUGAUAGUGUUGGUGCCAAAGAAAUUAGAAGCCCAGACUUGGUUGCUUUGGAGUAUGCUGACCUUAAUCUUUCUGAUAAAAUUUCCGGGGAAUUGGGUCAUGUAAGAAUCAGGCAACAUGUAAAUCCUUUGAGUUCCUCUUUCUCUGUGCCUGCACAAGUGCCUGAUUGGAAGGAAGUUUUCAGGGACCCAACAUUGCCACUCAUGGUUGAUAUUGGAAGUGGGAGUGGCAGAUUUCUCAUUUGGCUUGCGAAAAGAAAUCCUGAUUCAGGAAACUAUUUGGGACUUGAAAUAAGGCAGAAACUGGUCAAGCGUGCGGAAUUUUGGGUAAAAGAGCUGGCUCUUACUAACAUACAUUUCCUAUUUGCAAAUGCUACAAUAUCUUUCAGACAACUGGUUCUCUCAUAUCCUGGACCCUUGAUGCUAGUCUCAAUUUUGUGUCCAGACCCUCAUUUCAAGAAAAGGCACCAUAAAAGAAGGGUUGUGCAGAAAACAUUAGUAGAUAACAUCAUCAGUCAUUUAGUUCCUGGAGGGAAGGUUUUUUUGCAGUCUGAUGUGCUUGAUGUGGCUCUGCACAUGAGAAGCCAAUUUGAUGCGGAGUCGGACGCGCUUCAGCACCUCGAUGAACUUGACCCGAGUGUACCCUGUGACAGUGAUGGAUGGCUACUGGAUAAUCCAUUGGGAAUCAGGAGCGAAAGAGAAAUCCAUGCUGAAUUUGAAGGAGCGAAAAUUUACAGAAGGUUGUACCAGAAGAGGAAAUAAUUAAGAAGUAAGCUGUUUUGACGAACUAGUUAAUGUUGGAACCAUAAACACAGCCGAAACGAUAAAUUUAAAAUUUUUAUUUGAAAAUUUU